UUCACUUUGGAAUACGCCAUUUUGGACAAAAUUUUACUCAUUCCCGCCCGUUUCUGUGGUUUUUGCGCUGUUUCCUGAUUUCUUUUAUUUGUGUUACAGAACCGCAAAUGUAAAACAACAAUAUUAUCGAGUUACUUCGAAAAAAUCCAGCAAAAUGUCAUGAUUUUUUGUCAUGGCUUUGACAUGUUAAACGGAUAAAAUCACUUUUUUUGCGAACUUGUCAUCUCUCGGUAUGUUUACCAAGGUUAUGACUACGAAAUAACAACUAGAUUAUCGCAAGUAUCAAGAAGUUCUCAAGAUUGUUUUUAUAUAAAAGUGAGAUACACUGUUCAGGAUGUUUUGGAAGUUUAACUUGCUGACAACAUCCCACAUUGAUACCUUGUUAGACAAGGAAGAUGUUACUCUCCAUGAAUUAAUGGAUGAAGAUGAUAUCCUGCAGGAAUGCAAGGCACAAAACAGAAAGCUUAUCAAUUUUUUGGUACUGCCAGAGAAUAUGGAAGAGCUGGUGAGACUGAUUACAGAGGAACCAGCAGAGGAUGUGGAAGAGAAAAUCAGAUACAAAUAUCCAAACACUGCAUGUGAGUUACUGACCUCAGAUGUAUCACAAAUCAAUGAUGCGUUAGCUGGUAGCGAUGAACUUGUCAAAAAACUCUACGCUUUCUUAGAUACAGACAAGACACUUAAUCCAUUACUUGCCAGUUUCUUCAGUAAAGUUAUGGGGCUUCUUAUAACUAGAAAAAGUGAAAUGAUUUUAGAAUUUCUACAAACACGUGAAGAUUUUGUUGGUACACUUCUCAAACACAUAGGGACCUCUGCCAUUAUGGAUUUACUUCUGAGAUUGCUCACUUGUAUAGAAUCACCUGAAAUCAGGCGUGCCAUGAUUGAGUGGUUGAAUGAACAGCAAAUUGUCCAGAAACUAGUCAACUGUAUACAUAAAGAUUAUGAUGAAGACAUCCAUUGUAAUGCUGCACAGAGUUUAUGUGACAUUAUACGUCUUGGUAGAGAGCAGGUUAUACAGUUACAAGACAGGGCAGAUCCUGACCCUUUACUUACGACUGUAGAAAUGGAAGACAAUGUCUCGAAGAUGUUAGGUAACAUGUUGAAUGAUGAAGAAAAGAAUGAGUCUGUGAUCGUUAAUGGUUUGUCUGUAAUACAGACGCUAUUAGAGUUUAAGAAACAAGGGCCAGAAGAUUCAGUAGAACAGAUGACUACUGUAGAUGCUGAACAGAUGUUUUUAGGUGUAAAUAAUGUCCUUACUGCAAUCUGUCCUCGGUUGAAAGAUUUCCACACAAUAUUGGUGGAGCCACCAAAGCAACGUUUUUCUGUAAUGCCUUCCACAGCUGGGCCCCUGGCUCCACCUCUGGGUAACACUAGAUUACAGACGGGUAGACUGGUAGCUUCUCUUCUUUUAACCAAUACACAUUCUAUAAAUAUAGAACUAGCACAAUUGGGGACCAUAAAUGUUUUAAUAGAUUUGUAUUUUAAUUAUAUAUGGAAUAAUUUCUUACAUACCCAUGUCACACAGUGUUUAUAUACAAUACUCAGUAAUCCACCAAUAGAUGUUGAUGGUAAAAAGGAAAGUCCUCUUUUAAAUCAAUUAUUUUCUGAAUACAAAUUAGUACAAAGAAUUUUAGAUGAGUGGGACACAAAUGAUCAAGAUCAGAGUAAAGAAGGUGGUCGAAGAAAAGGCUUUAUGGGUCAUUUAACACGGUUAGCCAAUGAUGUAGUCAAUGCUCAGGAAAAGGGAGAGAAUGCAGAGGCUAUUAAAACCUUAAUUACAGACCUCCCUGAAGAGUUAAAGGAAAAAUGGGAAACAUUUUUAACGGGUACAUUAACAGAAACGAAUAAAAGAAACACAGUGGAGCUGGUUCAAGGUCAUGGCCUUGCUUCAAGCAGCGAGGAUGAUGACGCAGACUUCAGCAACAUUCCGUUCCCCCAGGAUACAGCUAUGCAACAGGCCUUCUCUGAUUAUCAGCUGCAACAGAUGACAUCCAACUUCAUAGACCAGUUUGGAUUUAACGAAGAUGAGUUCGGGGAACACGAAGAAAAAACAGAUUCCCCAUUUACAGACAGAAUAUCAAGUAUAGAUUUUGGAGGCACUGUUAACGAAGAUGUGCGGCCAAAUGCGUCCCGUUUUGAACAGUAUUGUAACGAGAGACUACAACAAUUUGAUAACGAUAGUGAUGAAGAUAUUUGGGAGGAGAAAGAAAUCACGUUUUCACCUUCUUCACAACAGAAACGAUCAGAGAGAUUGCCAGUCACUCGUGGUAGUCAGGACGACAGUGAUAGUACAGACAGUGAGGAGGAACUAGACUCGCCCAAACGUAUUGUACAACAACCAGGACCGACAGAAAAGAUGGAUGUUGAUUCAAAUGAGGCAUGGACUGCAAACUUUGAACAACAACAACAACAGACAGGCUCAAUAGAAGGUGGUCCUAUUGCCAUGGAUACCUCGCCUUGGGACAGUAACACUACAGAUAAACCAGCACAAUCAGAUAAUUGGGCAAACUUUGAGAAGGCCUCAGAGGGAGAGAAGACUAAAUCUUCAGAGGACAGUAGUAACAAAGAUAACUGGGCAGAUUUCACGAAUUUUGAUAACAUUAAAAGUGAAGGUAGUGAAGCUGAGCCAAGAAGUAGUUCACCAGUCGCCAUGGAUACCACGGAACCUAGCUCAAGAACAAAUGCUUACUUGGCCAGUAACAAAGAAAUGGAUUUAAAGUUAGAAAGUGUAGAUACCACAACAGACGAAGAUUUAGGAACUGAUGUCGAUAAACUUGUAGACAAAAAUAGUGAUUCAGACUCUAGUGCAAAACAGGAACAAUCAAAUACUGACACUUCAAGUGAAAAAAGUGAUAAUGUCAACAAGGAGACUGACUCCCAGUCUGCUUCUCAGUCUAGUUCACAGUCUCCCAGUGUGAAUAAAUCAGAGAACCAGUCUUCACAAGACACAACACAGAAGGUGACACAGUCAAAUAUUCCAGAAAAAACUGAAAGUCCCUUAGAGAAGCCCCCUACACCACCAUCUAGUCCCCUGCCAGAUGAAGAAGGGAACCAGCAGGUGCCCCAGUCCCCUAGAUCUCCCCCAGCCCCUAGUACAGACUGUGAUUCCGAAAAGCCAAACCUAGAUACAAACGCACAGGGGGAUGGGUGUAACACAAGCUUGAAUGAACAACAAGAGUCUGCAGAUGAUGAUCUUAGUUCUAACUUUAAUUUUCUGACCAAAGUUGGUCUUUUGAAGCCGGCUGGUGCCCCAAACUGUGUGAGCCCCAGUCAGUCAGAUAUUCAGGGAAAUGGACCAACGAAAGAUACACCUGAUAUAUCAACAGAUAAAUUAGAAGAAUUAAGGACUCAGGCUAAAGAUGCGCUGGAGUCAUUUGAUACAGCAAUUCAAUCUGGUGCCAAUGUACAGAAUGGUCCUGUUUGAUACUUGCCGACACAGACAGUUGAAAAAGAAAACCUGGUUCAUGUUAUAAUACUGUGAUUACACGGCAGCUGUGUAUAUAGUCUGUCUAUCAUAAUGCGUUACGUGUAAAACCUAACAACAUUGUUCCACAGGUGAACAAUGAGUGACCUUGACUUAACUCAAGGUCACUGUGUUACCUAAUAAGGAAAAAGUAAAAUAAAAACUAGUACAGCGUCGACCUGCUGAAAGGUCGGUGUUACUGUAUAUAGAGAUAAUGCUGUGAUCGUGAUUGCAAAUUUCAGUAUGUAGAGACGUGUAGUGUUGUUGCUAGAGAUAAUUGACUUUAGUUAAACAAUUGAUAGUAGACUCAUAAAAGCACCAGCAUAUUGGAAUAUAUAGCCGCAUAGAAAUGCAUGAAAAUACAGCAUAUGAUGCAUAAAAUCCUUACAUUUUAGUUUGUAAAUCUGUAAAGACAUGAUGGGUUUUAGCGAGAUAGGAUUGUUUUUAAAAUGACUUGCAUUGGAAAAAAAAUCUACAUCACCAUUCUGCCCGCUGGCCAAAAUAGUAAAUGGAUUCAUUAAGCAGCUGUUUAUAUCAUAUAAGCUUUUACAAUUUCUGGGCUUGCAUACAGUGAAUUAGUUCCUGUUUGUUAAUAAGGUUGUGUAUUUGAAAUGCAAAGUGGUGGAUUUGAAUUCCCCUAGUCAUAAAUGUUGAAGGUACAAAUAAUGAUAUCCAGUAGAUAGGUAGGUCAUUGGUUAUUAGUAUUUAAGGUGAUUGGUCCAAAAUGACAGUUAUCUCAUAUGGAGAACACAGGAUAAAACAGAAAUUGUUAAUAACCGUUACAGAGCUACUACCUUAAAUACCUGCCUGGUGACAAACGAUAACACAUUUCUCAUUCUGGACCACUAAGGCAUAUUGUACUUGUAUUUAUAGUUGCCUGCCUAUUUAUUGGUUUCAUUCAACAUUUCACCUACUACUGGGAAAAAUCUACAGAAGCUGUACACAUUUAGUUUAAAAUAAUUUAUGCGUAUAUGUGAUAUACCAGCAUUUUCAUGGUAUGAUUGUUUGCAAACCAUUAACAGGUUAAAGUCGUACAAUAUUAGUCGAGAUAAAAGUGUAAUGUUUGAUUUGGUGAAUCUUAAUGCAUUGUCAUCAGUCGUGUACAUUUCAGUGUAAUGAUAAAUCCGAUUUAAUAUGGUGCUUCGUUUCAAUUUAUUAUCUGUAGACAAAAAUGAAAGGACCCCAUUGGCCUAUUUGCGUAAUAUAAAUAGGUGUUUGCAUUGCCUGUGAUUAUUAAGUAUUUUCAGAAAACUUGAAAGGAUGUAUGUUGUAUGUAACAUGAAAUAACUCAUUUAGAUAUAUGCAUCUCAUGAUAUGUAAAAUAAAAGAUUUCAGUGAUUAAGAAAUUCUUACUUAAUUACUUUGUACCUACAUACACAUUUUUAGCUCACCUGUCACAAAGUGACAAGGUGAGCUUUUGUGAUCGCGCGGUGUCCGUCGUGCAUGCGUCUGUCCGUAAACUUUUGCUUGUGACCACUCUAGAGGUUACAUUUUUCAUGGGAUUUUAAUGAAAGUUGGUCAGAAUGUUCAUCUUGAUGAAAUCUAGGUCAAGUUCGAAACUGGGUCACGAUCUUCAAAAACUACGUCAGUAGGUCUAAAAAUAGAAAAACCUUGUGACCUCUCUAGAGGCCAUAUAUUUCAAAAGAUCUUCAUGAAAAUUGGUCAGAAUGUUCAGCUUGAUGAUAUCUAGGUCAAGUUCGAAACUGGGUCACGUGCCGUCAAAAACUAGGUCAGUAGGUCUAAAAAUAGAAAAACCUUGUGACCUCUCUAGAGGCCAUAUAUUUCACAAGAUCUUCAUGAAAAUUGGUCAGAAUGUUCAGCUUGAUGAUAUCUAGGUCAAGUUCGAAACUGGGUCACGUGCAAUCAAAAACUAGGUCAGUAGGUCUAAAAAUAGAAAAACCUUAUGACCUCUCUAGAGGCCAUACUUUUGAAUGGAUCUCCAUAAAAAUUGGUCAGAAUGUUCACCUUGAUGAUAUCUAGGUCAAGUUUGAAACUGGGUCACGUGCCAUAAAAAACUAGGUCAGUAGGUCAAAUAAUAAAAAAACCUUGUGACCUCUCUAGAGGCCAUACUUUUCUUGGGAUCUUUAUGAAAGUUGGUCUGAAUAUUCAUCUUGAUGAUAUCUAGGUCAAGUUUGAAACUGGGUCAACUACGGUCAAAAACUAGGUCAUUAGGUCUAACAUUAUUAAAAUCUUUUGACCUCUCUAGAGGCCAUAUUUUUCAAUGGAUAUUCAUGAAAAUUGGUCAGAAUGUUCACCUUGAUGAUAUUUAGGUCAGUUUCGAAACUGGGUCACGUGCGGUCAAAAACUAGGUCAGUAGGUAUAAAAGUAGAAAAACCUUUUGACCUCUCUAGAGGCCAUAUUUUUCAUGAGAUCUUCAUGAAAAUUAGUGAGAAUGUUCACUUUGAUGAUAUCUAGGUAAAGUUCAAAACAGGGUCACGUACCUUCGAAAACUAGGUCAAUAGGUCAAAUAAUAGAAAAACCUUGUGACCUCUCUAGAGACCAUAUUUUUCAAUGGAUCUUCAUGAAAAUUGGUCAGAAUUUUUAUCUUAAUAAUAUCUAGGUCAAGUUCAAAACUGGGUCACAUGAGCUCAAAAACUAGGUCACUAUGUCAAAUAAUAGAAAAAACGACUCGUACUCAAAACUGGGUCAUGUGGGAAGAGGUGAGCGAUUCAGGACCAUCAUGGUCCUCUUGUUUUUCUCAGUUUGAUGCUUUAAAAAAAAAAAUUAAGUAUAAGUUACCAAAAUAAAGCAGAAUUUUCCAUUCCUCUUAUGAAAAUUAUAGAUCAGACAAAAAACAGUUGGAUGCAGAUUGUAUAGAGAAAAUUGUGAGUAUGAAAAUGGGUUUGAUUUUUUUGAAAACUUCCCUAUCUUCUUAAUUUUAGAUUAGCAGCUUUUUAUGUGCUUUUUUUGCUGAGGAACACAAAUUUGAUUUGAGUUAUUAAGUAUUAUUAAAGCAAAAGAAAUUGUUUGCCACAACUGCUAAUAUUUUGAGAUUGCUAAGAAAGCUUUAGCUGAGAACAGAAGAGUCUGUAUUUGCAUGUAUAAGCACUUCAUUGUUGGUAUUUAGGUUAUGCAUUGCCUGUAUGGGCACCAACUCAGUAAGAAUGUUAGUCAAUGUAGGCUUUGAUAUAGUGCAAGAUGCUCCAAGUUUCCAUUUUUAUGUCCCAAGUGUAAGUGUCUGACAGGGUACCUGGAUUUAAAGUCAGUAAGACUCUAAAUUUUAGUGGAGGAGCAGGGGGGUUCAAACUCACAACCCUGGAUAUAUAGUCUUGCGUCUUAACUACUGGAUCACUUUUUCCCCUUUAUUUUUAGAAUGCUUCCCUUCUUGGGACUGUAUGUGUGAAGUAUAGUGUGACAGAUACUGUGAUUGGUUAAAAUCUUGCUGGAUCUCACUUUAUAUGCAACUUAAUUUUUCUGUUUUGUGGAUCUAAUUAAAAGAAUGUCAGUAACAAAAGGUUCAAUCCCAAUUUGUAUACUAUAUUUAUACUGUUUGUUAAGAAAAAAAUUGGAUGAAUUCUGUUUUUGAGAGGCAAUGUAUAUAUACUUCAGUUCAUACAGAAUGUGUAUCGCAAGUACUUGUGAGAUUUAAGAAUGUUUUAAACUUCAUUAUUUCUAUGUUUAACAACUUGAUCCAAUUUCUUUCUCAGUUUAUUAAGAAAAAAAGUAUUUUCUAGUGUUAAGGCUAGUAUAACUUAAUUGAUUUAAUCAACAUAUAUAGUUGAUAGUAUCAGGAAGAUUGAUGUAUUUCCAAAUGUAAGCAAAAAUGUGACUUUUCAUUUUAAAGGAGGCUAUAUAAUACAAUUUAUUAACAUUUAAACUAGCUGAAAGUGCUUUAAUACAUGUCAAUUGGCUGUUAAUUUAUCAUUGUAAUUGUAAUAAUUUUAGAUUAGCGGCUUCUUUUGAAAUAUUACUGAAUCAGAGUUUCCCCAAGAUUUUUAAAUAAAUUUGCUGGAAUUUGUUCUAUUCUGUUAUAUGAAUAAUCAUGUUUAUAGAUGCAUCUGUAAACUGACUUAAAUAUAAAUGGAAACAGAUUUAUAUCCAUGAAUAUUUGAGUGUUUUUGCGUAACAUGCAACUAUAAAUUUUCUAGAUACAUUUGUUUAUUUUUUUGUGUCAAUUCUGUUUUCCCCAUCAGAAAAAAACAUUUGGUCAUUAUUUUCAUUUUCAUUUGUUGAAUAUAUUUAAAAUUCUAUUUAAGAAGCCCUGAAUGUGAAAAAGGCUUUUAUUUGUUGAAAUCAAUUGAAGAGUUUUUCAAAUUAUAUAUUUGUUUCCAAAUUCGCAUUUAUUUAUUAUUUUUGUUGGACCAUCUAUUUUUUUUCACCAAACUAACAUUAUUUAUUCAUCAUAGACUAUCCACCCAUUGCAUUUUCCUCUGUCAUCCAUUUGAAAAUCCGCUGUGAAACACCACAAUUGAUUUUGAUCUAGAAUCAAGAAGUUGUAUAAUAGACACCAUCUGAACAGCAGUAUGAAAUAAUUUUAUACAAAAUAAUAUUUUUGUCUUCUGAAGUACAGUUGGUCUAUUUCUUGUUCACAAAGUGCGAAAUUCAAGUUCCGACUUGCUGUGCAUGUGCUUUGUUUAAACAAAACAAAACAAAGAUUUGAUACUUUGUUUGCUACCAGUUCCAUGAUUUGAUUUGAUUUUAAUGAAGUAUUGUAGGGAAGUCACAUUUUAGUUUAGUUACCUGUAGAAGAAAAUAUUGAUUUUUAGAAUGAAAAUUGCUUACAAAUGUUCCCAGAAUGUAAGUAACAUUGUAAACAAAGGACGAUUUUGACAUUAGAUUAUUCUUGUUUAUUUUGGCAUUUGUUUUAUUUCAUGGCAGUAAUCAGUGAUUUUUUCAAAUUCAGAUAAAAUAAUUUCAUGGUAGAAUUAUUUUAAAAAGUGCACUUUUUAUUAAAAUCUGCUUUUAACUUGUGUUUUUAAGUUGAAAUCUGCAUAUUUUGAAUAAUUUGAGGUUUGGCUGUCAUGGGAAAUUAUGUAAUUGAUCAAUGAUGUGUAGACUGCAGCUUUGACUUCAUAGGGCACACCGAAAUAUUACAGAUUUGUCAAAAUUGCAACACUCCAAAAACUGUAAACCACAGGUAAAAAACAGUGACUCAUUGGCAAUGUUUAAUUAUAGAAACAUACUUCUUUAUGUUGUCUGUAAAAUAUAUAGAAAAUAAUUUGAUUUGAAAUUGUCUGUACCUACAAAAUACCAACUAAGUUGUAAUUAAUAUUUCUGUCGAGCUGCUUGCGGUGAACUCGAUAUAGUCACCACUCGGUGUAUGUGUGUGUCUGUCUGAUUUUGUCCGAACCAUAACUUUGACAUGCAUGGACCAAUCUUGUUUAUAUUUGACAUGAAUGUUUACCUCAAUGAGGAGGCAUGUCAUGUGCAAACCCCAUGUUCCUAUCUCAAAGGUCAAGGUCACAGUUGGAGGUCAAAGGUCAAAUUGAAGUUUGUCCGGAGCAUUUCUUCUUCAUGCAUGGUGGGACUUUGAUGUAACUUAGCAUGAAUGUUCACCAUUAUGAGACGGAGUGUAAUGCGCAAGAACCAGGUCCCUAAGUCCAAGGUUAAGGUCACGCUUGACAGCUGGCGGGCUCGACAUUCUGCUGUGGGCAUACUUGUUUUAAUACUUUAUAAACAGUGCUGUUCUUGAAAAUUUAUAUAUUUGUUAGAAUUUGGAGUGUUGCCCCUUUAAAGAUGGUUUCCUUAACACUUGUAAUCCCUUGAAACUGGAAUUACUUUUAAUAACAUAUAUGGGUAAAUCAUAAAUUGCAAGGCAGAAAUAAAGAUUGUCAUAUAAACAUACAAUCAUACUAAGUUUUUGAAAGAUACUCAGCUUUUCAGUAUGUCAUACAUGUAUUGGGCUCAGUUUGUCAGAAUUUCAUAAAUGUACAUGUAACUGACCUGAUAUUUCAUCACUCGUAGUGUUCGAUAAGCCAAAGCCAUGUAGCAUUGCCACAGAGUAAAUGACUAAUGCAAAAUAAAUAUAUAAUAGCCUUGAAUAGGGUUGUUGCAUAAUUAUAAUAUGUUCAUGUAUAAAAAUGUUUUUUUUUUAUUUGCCGAUGCGUUAAUUCUUAAUCAUUGUUUUCACUUUUUGUUACCAAAGAUUAAAUAUGUGUAAAUAAUGAUUUGGUAGCAAAAAGUAUUAUGAAAUUUUGUUAUGGAUAAAUGCAUAUAAAGUUGAUGAAUGUCUCGAGGUUUUGGCAUUUGUUAAUUUUUUUAGCCUGUUGAAGUAAAGUUGUAAUUUAUUUCUAAGCUGUAUAUAAAUAGUAUUUUAUGUGCGAAUCAAACAGAGAAAUGUACUAUAAGAGUGUUUAUUUUGUCUCUUGAUCAUAGAUUUCCACAUAAUCUACCUGUAUCAUGAAAAAAAAAGAAAUAAUAAAAUUCUGAUGCAGAAA
Molecule: messenger RNA, 9840 nt
Organism: Mercenaria mercenaria
Lineage: Eukaryota; Metazoa; Mollusca; Bivalvia; Venerida; Veneridae
Product: serine/threonine-protein phosphatase 6 regulatory subunit 3-like
Exons: 27
Coding region: 335-3424 (1029 amino acids)
Cellular component (GO): cytosol; nucleus
Molecular function (GO): protein phosphatase regulator activity; protein phosphatase binding
Source: RefSeq, a predicted model, not a curated record